Molecule: messenger RNA, 2178 nt
Organism: Camelina sativa (false flax)
Lineage: Eukaryota; Viridiplantae; Streptophyta; Magnoliopsida; Brassicales; Brassicaceae
Molecular function (GO): nucleic acid binding; RNA-DNA hybrid ribonuclease activity
Source: RefSeq, a predicted model, not a curated record
AUGUGGUGUGUGACAUCAGUUGAAUAUAGUGUUUUGUUAAAUGGUCAACCCCGUGGGUCCAUAGUACCGGCUAGAGGACUCCGGCAGGGAGAUCCCUUGUCAUCUUAUCUUUUUAUCCUCUGUACGGAGGUCCUUAUUGCAAAUUUACGGAAGGCGGAAAGGUCUAAACUUAUCACGGGGAUUAAAGUCUCCACUGCGUGCCCGACAAUUUCACAUUUACUGUUUGCAGAUGAUAGUCUGUUUUUCUGUCGGGCCACAAAGGAGCAGUGUGAAGUUAUUCUGGGGAUUCUAAGGGAAUAUGAACGUAUUUCUGGACAGAGGAUAAACUUCCAGAAAUCCUCAGUUCAAUUUGGACAUACAGUAGAUGCGGGAGUGCGUGAAGAUUUAAAAGGUAUUCUGGGCAUUACUACUUUAGGUGGUAUGAGCUCCUAUUUGGGAAUCCCAGAAAGUCUUGGUGGGUCGAAAACCAAUAUAUUCUCUUUCGUCCAAGAUCGGUUACAAAAACGGGCUGGUGGCUGGCCUGCCAGGUUACUAUCCCGGGGAGGGAAAGAGGUUAUGAUCAAAUCGGUUGCAACCGUUGUCCCGACCUUUGUCAUGUCCUGUUUUAGAAUUCCGAAAACAGUUACACGGAAACUUACGAGUGCCAUCUCUAAUUUUUGGUGGUGCUCUUCGGGAGAAACUCGGGGUUUACACUGGAUUGCCUGGGACAGGCUGUGUGCUGACAAGACGGAAGGUGGUUUGGGUUUUAGGUGUCUGGAUGAUUUCAAUACCGCACUGCUGGCUAAGCAACUUUGGCGGUUGAUCUCAGUUCCAGAUUCCUUAUUUGCAAAGGUCUUCAAAGGACGUUAUUAUAGGCAUUCUGAUCCAUUGGAUCCUAUUAAAUCUUAUUUCCCAUAUUAUGGAUGGCGUAGUUUGAUUUCUGCUCGCUCUCUGGUGAACAAAGGACUCAUUAAACGGGUAGGAACUGGGGCCUCCAUUUCAGUAUGGUCAGACCCUUGGAUACCUGCUCAAUCCCCGAGACCAGCAUUGUGUUCAGGAUCGCCAGUUGAUCCAACACUCCGAGUUGAAAAUUUCAUUGACAGGACUUCACGUUCCUGGGAUUUGGCAUUGCUUUCGGCUUCGUUCGAGGCGGAGGAUGUAGCCCUUAUUUCUGCAUUACCCCUUGGCAAUCUUUCCACACCGGAUAGUUUGGGGUGGCAUUUGACUAAAACCGGUGUUUAUACUGUUAAAUCAGGAUAUCAAGCUUUGCGGCAGAAACCAGAAAGUGGUCUCCCCAUUUCCGGUCCCAAUAUUAUCCCUCUACAGACAUUUGUUUGGCAAAUUCGAUGCCCACCAAAACUCAGACAUUUUCUGUGGCAAGCAAUUACAGGUUGCAUGGCAACCACAGCUAAUCUCCGACGCCGUGGAUUAAGUUGUGAUAUGGAAUGCACAAUUUGUGAGGGACGGAGGAGACAGUUAAUCAUGCUCUCUUUUUAUGUCCUCCGGCUAGGCAGGUUUCAAGACAUUCCUUCGGUAGACAUGUUCCCAUGGAUUCUAUGGUAUAUCUGGAAGGCCCGAAAUGAUAAAUUAUUCAGUAAUUUGGACUCCAACCCGGUAGCAAUUAUACGGUUGGUGGAGGAGGAAUCCAGACUUUGGUCUUCAGCUCAGGACGAUCUGCCGGGAUCUCUCCCUUCUAGUAUCCCUCGGCCUCCAUCUAGAGUUAUGACUCAGACUUGUAACACAGGUCAUGGCUUUGGGUCUAGUCAUCAAUGCUUUGUAGAUGGCUCUUGGAAGGCGACUGAUCAGUUUAUGGCUAGAGGAUGGUAUUGCAUUUCUCCGGUGGGAGAAUUUCCCACCAUGGGUGCAUCUAAUUCUCGCCGUAGCUUGUUGCCACUACAUGCAGAGGUAGAGGCCCUUGUCUGGGCAAUGAGAUGUAUGAUUGGUGCUGACAACGAGAAAGUCGUCUUUCUCACAGACUGUUCUGAUUUGGUGAAGAUGGUUUCCUCGCCUUCCGAAUGGCCUGCUUUCAAGACAUACCUGGACGCUAUCGAAGAAGAUAAAGGGGAAUUUUUGUCUUUCUCUCUAGUUCAGGUACCAAGAUCACAAAAUGGUAGAGCAGACAAACUGGCGCGUCGAGCUAGAGUGGAAUCGCUUCCAAUCACCUUUGUGAACAAUUUCCCUUUUAAUUGGCUCGUUUGA